This is a messenger RNA of Nyctereutes procyonoides (raccoon dog), 1553 nucleotides long. It is a transcript of the gene FSCN2, whose product is annotated as fascin actin-bundling protein 2, retinal. Gene Ontology annotation, molecular function: actin filament binding; protein-macromolecule adaptor activity. Gene Ontology annotation, biological process: actin filament bundle assembly; cell migration; establishment or maintenance of cell polarity. Gene Ontology annotation, cellular component: actin cytoskeleton; cytoplasm. The transcript is spliced from 5 exons. Bases 1 to 1479 code for a protein of 492 amino acids. Lineage: Eukaryota; Metazoa; Chordata; Mammalia; Carnivora; Canidae. The record is from RefSeq and is a predicted model, not a curated record.
AUGCCCACCAACGGGCUGCACCAGGUGCUGAAGAUCCGGUUCGGCCUCGUCAACGACGCCGGCCGCUACCUGACGGCCGAGAGCUUCGGCUUCAAGGUCAACGCCUCGGCGCCCAGCCUCAAGAGGAAGCAGAUGUGGGUGCUGGAGCCGGACCCGGGCCAGGGCAGCGCCGUGCUGCUCCGCAGCAGCCACCUGGGCCGCUACCUGUCCGCCGAGGAGGACGGGCGCGUGGCCUGCGAGGCCGAGCGGCCGGGCCGCGACUGCCGCUUCCUGGUCCUGCCGCAGCCCGACGGGCGCUGGGUGCUGCGGUCCGAGCCGCACGGCCGCUUCUUCGGCGGCACCGAGGACCGGCUGUCCUGCUUCGCCACGGCCAUCUCCCCGGCCGAGCUGUGGACCGUGCACCUGGCCAUCCACCCGCAGGCGCACCUGCUGAGCGUGAGCCGCCGGCGCUACGUGCACCUGUGCCCGCGGGAGGACGAGAUGGCGGCCGACAGCAACACCCCGUGGGGCGUGGACGCGCUCAUCACCCUCAUCUUCCAGAACCGCCAGUACUGCCUCAAGUCCUGCGACAGCCGCUACCUGCGCAGCGACGGCCGCCUGGUGUGGGAGCCCGAGGCCAGUGCGCGCUACACGCUCGAGUUCAAGGCGGGCAAGCUGGCCUUCAAGGACUGCGACGGCCGCUACCUGGCGCCCGCGGGGCCCGCCGGCUCGCUCAGGGCGGGGCGCAACACGCGGCCGGGCAAGGACGAGCUCUUCGACCUGGAGGAGAGUCACCCGCAGGUGGUGCUGCUGGCCGCCAACCGCCGCUACGUGUCGGUGCGGCAAGGGGUCAACGUGUCAGCCAACCAGGACGAAGAGCUGCACCACGAGACCUUCCUGAUGCAGAUUGACGGCGACACGGGGAAGUGCACCUUCUAUUCCAGCACCGGAGGCUACUGGACCCUGGUCGCCCACGGGGGCAUCCAGGCCACGGCCACGCAGGUCUCUGCCAACACCAUGUUUGAGGUGGAGUGGCGCGGCCGGCGGGUGGCCCUCAAGGCCAGUAACGGGCGCUACGUGUGCAUGAAGAAGAACGGACAGCUGGCGGCCGUCAGUGAUUUUGUGGGUGAGGACGAGGAGUUCAUCCUCAAGCUCAUCAACCGGCCCAUCCUCGUGCUCCGGGGCCUCGAUGGCUUCGUCUGCCACCGCCGCGGCUCCAACCAGCUGGACACCAACCGCUCGGUCUACGACGUCUUCCACCUGAGCUUCAGCGACGGCGCCUACCAGAUCCGAGGCCGCGGCGGCGGGUUCUGGAACACCGGCAGCCACGGCAGCGUGCGCAGCGACGGCGAGCGCCCCGAGGACUUCCUGUUCGAGUUCCGCGGCCGGGGCCGCCUGGCCAUCCGCGCCCGGGGCGGCAAGUACCUGCGCGGCGGCGCCUCGGGGCUGCUGCGGGCCGACGCCGACGCGCCCGCGGGGCUCGCGCUCUGGGAGUACUGAGCCUGCGUCGCGGCCUGGCGGCUCCGGGGCCCGCGGGCGGGGUGGCGGCCGCUGGGAUCUCGGGGGGCUCCCGG